CCAACUUACCAACAAGACCAUGAUAACACGACUCAGGAUUCUUCCAGACUGUUAACAAUACCCUCAGCAGAUCCCACAGUACCAGACACUGCUGUUGACGAGCCUUAUGUGGGCCAGGAGUUCGAGUCAGAAGCAGCAGCACAUGCAUUUUAUAAUGCAUAUGCAACUGAGGCUGGAUUCAUCAUACGCGUAAGCAAACUCUCACGAUCAAGGCGCGACGGAACUGCUAUUGGACGCGCUUUUGUUUGCAACAAAGAGGGUUACAGAAUGCCCGAUAAGCGCGAAAAGAUUGUAAGGCAAAGGGCUGAGACAAGGGUUGGUUGCAGGGCAAUGAUUAUGGUGAGGAAAAUGAAUUCUGGUAAGUGGGUUAUUACAAAGUUUGUUAAGGAGCACGCACAUCCCCUGAAUCCUGGAAGUGGUAGAAGGGAUUGCUUUUAUGAACAAUGUCCGAACGAACAUGAUAAAAUUCGCGAACUAUCUCAGCAGUUGGCAAUAGAGAAAAAGCGAUCAGUGACUUAUAAAAGACAACUUGAACUAAUAUUUGAUUAUAUCGAGGAGCAUAAUGUGAGCCUUUCAAAGAAAAUACAGCACAUAGUAGACAGUGUGAAGGAGAUUGAACCCAAAGAAGAAGAUAAUCAUUGAACUGAUACAAUGGUAUUCAUUGUAUUGCAUUUUAUGCUGUCAAUAGUUUAGCAGAAGAAAUUAGUUGAAUCAGUGUAUAUUCAUUUAUAUGUAGUUGCUGCUAACAUUGUGAUAAUAACUCAUAAAAGGCAUUCAAAUGCCCUGAUAGAGCUUCACUACUGCUUUGAGUAUAUAGACAGAGAAAAAUAAUUGGGAAAUUUGUGAUGGAUCGGUCUCAUUGUAUGGUCACAUUGGUUUUGAAUUUUUUGCAUUCACAUUGCAACUUUGUACUUUUUUUGGGGUCAACUUUGUACUCUAAACUCAAUUUAUCAAAGUUGCAGUCGAAGUGUGAUCUUGAUGCGACUAUCUAAAUCAUAAUAUUGUA
Messenger RNA from Cicer arietinum (chickpea), 1006 nucleotides. RefSeq names its product putative protein FAR1-RELATED SEQUENCE 10. Lineage: Eukaryota; Viridiplantae; Streptophyta; Magnoliopsida; Fabales; Fabaceae. The record is from RefSeq and is a predicted model, not a curated record.